AUGCCAAAAACAUUAUACAAUCGAUCUGUCAUCUUCUUACAGUCCACAGAAGCUUUGGAAUUCAUGAAACGGGACCUGGCUGAGUUCACUCAAGUAGUGCAGCAUGACACAGCCUGCACUAUCGCUGCUACGGCCAGCGUGGUCAAGGACAAGCUGGCAAGGACAGAAGGUUCCUCAGGUGCAACUGAAAAGGUGAGGAAAGGGCUCUCUGACUUCCUCGGUGUCAUCUCGGACACAUUUGCUCCCUCUCCUGAUAAGACCAUUGACUGCGAUGUCAUCACACUGAUGGCAACACCCACAGGUACCACAGAGCCCUAUGACAGUGCCAAGGCUCGCCUCUACAGCCUCCAGUCAGACCCAGCCACCUACUGCAACGAACCUGAUGGCCCUGCUGAGGUCCUUGAGGCCUGGCUCUCUCAGUUUAACCUAGAGGAGAAGAAAGGGGAGAUUGCGGAGCUGCUGGCAACCAGCCCUUCCAUCCGGGCUCUCUACACCAAAAUGGUCCCUGUGGCUGUUUCCCAUUCUGAAUUUUGGCAGCGCUACUUCUAUAAAGUGCAUCGCCUGGAGCAGGAUGAAGCCCGGAGGGAGGCUCUGAAGCAGCGAGCGGAGCAGAGCAUUCACCAAGAGGAGCCAGGCUGGGAAGAGGAUGAAGAGGAGUUCUUGGGGAUGUCACCCCUGCCUUGUGCAAACGUGAAAUUGCCAGAAGCAGCAGAGAAAGAAUCUGCCCCUGCAGCCCUGGAGGGAAGCCACCCCACUGCUCACAAGGGACCCUCAGUGGAAAGCUGGGCUGUCCUCCCUCCGGAGCCGGCCCCAGCAGAGGGGAGCCCCUCUGAGAGCAGUGAGAGCAUCUCCCUUGUGACUCAGAUCGCAAACCCUGCCUCUGUGCCUGCUGCGCAGCUACAGACUGGAGCACAACCAGCUGGGGCCGGAGAGAGGCUGCUGGAGGCCACCUCGGCAGAGCAGAGCUCUCUGCCAAAGCCCCCAGAACCUGGUCAUCCUUCUGCACCUGCCCGGGAGUCAGCAGCAUCCUCAGAGCAACUGGCUGUUACAGAGCUCAAAGAGGUGGAGAGCAAAGCCCAGGGCAGGACAGAGACUCUGAAAGAGGAAGGACCAACAGAUCUACGAGUCUUUGAGCUGAACUCGGAUAGUGGGAAAUCCACUCCCUCCAACAACGGCAAGAAAGGCUCCAGCACGGAUAUCAGUGAGGACUGGGAAAAAGACUUUGAUUUGGACAUGACUGAAGAGGAGGUGCAGCUGGCGCUCUCGAAGGUGGAAAUGUCUGGUGAGCUGGAAGAUGAAGAGUGGGAAGACUGGGAAUAAAGCGACUGCUUCCAGUGCGUGUCACAGGCUCAUUUCCACCAUCGAAUGUGAAUUAAAUCACGGACCGGCUGUUCCUUUGUGUGUAACUGAGCGGGAGAUUGCAGUUCCAGGCUGGAGGUG
Charadrius vociferus (killdeer) is the source of this 1440-nucleotide messenger RNA. RefSeq names its product BSD domain containing 1 (gene BSDC1). The record is from RefSeq and is a predicted model, not a curated record. Gene Ontology annotation, cellular component: cytoplasm. NCBI's taxonomy places the organism in Eukaryota, Metazoa, Chordata, Aves, Charadriiformes, Charadriidae.